AUGGCGUCUCACGGUCUCCGUACUCGCUAUGCCUCUCUGCUGAAACGAUUUGUUUCUUCGUCCAAAGACUUUGAUAUUCUCACUACAGUGGCAGCUGGUGGCGCGGCAAAACCAUGCAUUUUAUACGUGCUGGACUCAUCCUUCAACCCGCCAACUCUCGCACAUCUCCGCAUCGCUAGCUCGGCUCUUCUGGAACGACUUGAGCCAAGCUCUCGUCUCCUUCUUCUGUUGUCCACACAGAAUGCAGAUAAAGCUCCCAAGCCUGCUCCAUUUGAAGACAGGCUCGCCAUGAUGGAAAUGUUUGCCCAAGACCUCCGGUCUCAUCUAGCUUCCACAUUCACACAACCCUCUUCUACCUUUUCGUUGGAUCAAAUACCUCCAAUUGACAUCGGGGUGACUAAAAAGCCAUACUUCGUUGAUAAAGCUGUUGCAAUCGAGAAUUCGGGCUGCUACCCAACCCCUCUCGAGCAGGUUCAUCUUACAGGCUAUGAUACUUUGAUCCGCAUCUUUAAUGCCAAAUAUUACCCACCAGAUCAUAAUCUGCACCCCUUAAGUCUGCUCUUCUCACAGCAUCGGUUGCGGGUGACGAUGCGGCCGAGUAAUGAGUGGGGUGAUCAGAAAGAGCAGGAGGAGUUCCUUACUUCUAUAGCUCGAGGUGAUCGCGAGAGCGAGGGUGGUCGACGAGAAUGGGCUCAGAAAAUUCAACUUACUCCUGGUAGAUCGCCUGGUUCACCCUCCGUGAGCUCUACUCGAGCGCGUGAAGCUUCACAGUCUGCGAUCCAGGACCUGGAUUGGCUGGUCCCAGACAAUGUGCGGCAAUUUGUAUUAUCCAAACAACCAUACUCUGCAAAGGACAGCCCAUAG
Penicillium taxi is the source of this 864-nucleotide messenger RNA. RefSeq lists its product as uncharacterized. Gene Ontology annotation, cellular component: cytoplasm; nucleus. The coding region runs from base 1 to 864 and encodes 287 amino acids. The transcript has a single exon. The record is from RefSeq and is a predicted model, not a curated record. NCBI's taxonomy places the organism in Eukaryota, Fungi, Ascomycota, Eurotiomycetes, Eurotiales, Aspergillaceae. Gene Ontology annotation, molecular function: nicotinamide-nucleotide adenylyltransferase activity; ATP hydrolysis activity.